Molecule: messenger RNA, 1703 nt
Organism: Wallemia mellicola CBS 633.66
Lineage: Eukaryota; Fungi; Basidiomycota; Wallemiomycetes; Wallemiales; Wallemiaceae
Product: putative myo-inositol transporter 2
Exons: 10
Coding region: 1-1659 (552 amino acids)
Biological process (GO): transmembrane transport
Cellular component (GO): membrane
Molecular function (GO): myo-inositol:proton symporter activity
Source: RefSeq, a predicted model, not a curated record
AUGUCAAAAACUUUUACACUAGAUGAGAAGAAACGGUUCAAUGGUACAAUUGAACAUAUAGAUAAUACAGAUAAUCAUACUAAUGAUAAAUCUAAAUUUAUUAAUGUAGAUGAGGAGCUGUUAAUGGCUGAGGGUGAAGAUAAAAUCACACCUUACAUUAUUUUCGUUUGUUCCACAGCAGCUGUCGCUGGGUUUAUGUUUGGUUAUGAAACUGGUAUUAUUGGAAGUAUUACUGUUGCAGUAGGAAUGGAUCUGGGAGUAGACAUCAACGAAAGCGAAAACAGUGACAAGAAGGAGGUUAUCACCGCGAUGACGGUUGCUGGUGCUUUCAUUUGUUCGAUAUUUGCUGGUGCUUUAAGUGAUAAGAUUGGACGUAAAUGGGUCCUCGUCAUUAGUGACAUCUGCUACUGCAUUGGUACUGUUAUCUUUGGUGCAUCAUACUCAGUAGCUCAAGCUGCCGUUGGUAGAUUGGUUCUAGGUUUUGGAGUUGGUAUGUCUUCCUGUAUUGGUCCUAUGUAUAUCUCUGAGAUUAGUCCAACACAAUUACGAGGUACCUUAGUAACUAUCAAUUCUGUCACCAUCACAUUCGGUCAAGUCGUAGCAUAUGGCCUUGGAGCUGCAUUGUUGCAUGCACCUAAAGGAUGGAGAAUUAUGCUGGUUUUAGGUGCCGUUCCUGCCAUAUAUCAAGCUAUUGCAAUUCACCUGUUACCUGAAUCUCCUCGUUACCUUCUUACCAAAAACAAGACUGAAGAAGCUUAUAAUGCUAUUGCGAGAAUGUAUCCGCGUGCCUCUCAAGAGGAACUCGCUUUGAAGUUUGAUAUACUCACUGCUAAUGUCGACGAGAGCGUUCGUUUGGCAAAGCAAAACACUACAAGGACACUCAUCAGGAAAUUAUUUACCAUUCCAAGGAAUCUCAGAGCUCUGACGCUUGCAAUGACCCUUCAAGCUACUCAGCAGCUCAGUGGUUUCAACGGUUUGAUGUAUUUCGCACCUACGAUCUUCCAAACUUUAGGAUUCGAAAAUGCAGCAACCGGUGGUCUAGUUAUUGCUGGUGCUAAUUUUGUGUUCACUGGUUUGGGUAUGCUCUUGGUCGAUAGAGUCGGUCGUCGUCCGCUAGUAGCAUACUUUAGUUGCCCUGGUACUAUACUUGGUUGUGUCUGGUGCAUAGUAUCAAUGUAUUUUCUCACCAAAGACACUGGUUUCCAAUUAGAGAAUAACUUCCCGUAUGAUUCAGGAAAACAGAUAGUUGUCAUCAUUGGCUUCGUUUUCUAUAUAGCAAUGUAUGGUACUGGAUUAGGACAUGUACCUUGGACAAUGUCAGACCUGUUUUCUCUUGAAGUGCGUGGUAUUGGAACUGGAAUAGGGACUUCUACUAACUGGGCGUGUAACUUGAUUAUUAGUGAAUCAUAUCUCUCUAUGCAGAAAGGAAUGACGCCAUCUGGUACUUUCGGAUUAUUUGCUGGUUUUAUAUUCUGUGGAUGGGUGUAUUUAGGAUUUUGCUACCCAGAAACAACAGGUCUGCAACUUGAAGAAGUUCAGGAUAUCUUAGCAGAUGGAUUUGGCGUUCGCAAGUCGAUGGAGCUUAGGAAAACCAAGAGAAAAGCACUUAAAGCGAUGAAAAACACCAACAUCGACCAGAUUGAUCCAGAAUCCAAAUAAUUUACGCUGUAUUUCUACGACACUGUAUUCUAUUUUUAUAUUGC